This is a messenger RNA of Cylas formicarius (sweet potato weevil), 2231 nucleotides long. RefSeq lists its product as uncharacterized. The record is from RefSeq and is a predicted model, not a curated record. The transcript has 5 exons. Lineage: Eukaryota; Metazoa; Arthropoda; Insecta; Coleoptera; Brentidae. The coding region runs from base 7 to 2004 and encodes 665 amino acids.
ACAGAGAUGCGGGACGUUUUAAAAAUAUUCCGCUUAUUUUUACUUUCACUAACCCUCGCGUGCGUUUGCGGCGAUGACCUCGCGAAAGCCGAGACUAAUCCGAUCACUAUCGCAUACGAAAACAACGGAAAAGUCAACAUUUCCAGUUUGGAAAUUGUGGAAGCAGCACUCGAGUUCGUGACGACCACCCAGCGGCUCGUUCCGUUGUAUUCGCCAGAUGUUGACGAAACGUCGGGCGUGGCGGAUUCCGGGAUUUCAACAUCUGGCACUGCGAAACAAUCGAGCGCUGAUGACGUAUCCGCAUUGGGCGGCAAAGAGAUACUUUAUUCUAACGUGGUCAAUGAUGAAGGGACGACGACAGAGGAUUUCCCUUACGACGUGCGUACCGAGAUCACCGUCGUAGAAGAAGUAAACGGUCAUACGGUGCGCAGGAAACCGACAGAACAAGAGUUGAAAUCGUUGAGCCAUGUGGUGGACGACGACGACGACGUCCAAGACAUGUCAGCCAUACUCAAGCUCGAUCCGGAAUUUCGCAAGUCCAACGAUGAAUACGACGACGACGACAAUAUCGAAGACAUGACGUCGAUUUUUGAAGAGAACGCCGAGACGACGACCCGGGGGUACACAAGGAAGGUCGUCCACAUCUACAAGAACACCAAAGAGUUUACAACGUUCUCGAACGUGUCCGAGGGUGACCCUUUCGAAGACGACACCACCCAGAAGUCCAUUGAGUUUUCCACAGUGAACGGGGACACAACUACGCAAACUGGCAACGAUAUAGAUGGGUCGCUUGUAAAAGAACCUACUUCAACGUAUCAGCAAGACUUAACUACAUCAACAACAGUAAAUGAUGUCCUAACGAAUACUACGAGCUUAGAUAAUCAACUCACCACAACGGCAACACCUACGACGAUAAGGACUCACGACUUCCCAACAACCAACGUUGAUACUACCACUGCAGCUGCAUCGACUACCACGGAAUUUGCAACUACUGAAGUACAUCAAGUAACAGAAAUGUCUACCUCUGUGAUGCUCGAGAUACAACAUAAAGUCACUGAGACACCAACCACCGCCUCUUUGGAACAACUUACUAGUAUGACGACUGUUUCCAACGAAAAGACUGAGACUUCGUUACCUUCCACUGAGAAGACGAUGGAGCUCUCGAUAUCCAACACAAGCAUAACAACGAAUGAAUCGAACGAAACUAUUUCAACCACUAUCGUUACUGUAAUUAUCGACGACACUACCAAACGUAGCGACAACAACAGCGACGCAAAAGAAACGCAGCCCAGUCUGACUUCUAGUGAAGUGGAGUCGAUAUACAACACACAACUUGAGCAGUACGAUUCCGAUGAAGAAGUAGCUCCAGAAAACGAAGGUUCCUCCACCCACCAACCAUCAACGGCAACGACCGCGAAGGAGAGUAUAGCUGAAGGGUCGGAACCGCCUGUUUUGACACACAGAAUACUCACCAACCAGGCGGUGUUUUCGAUAAAGAUCAGCAAAAAGGACAAAACUUUCUACGUUCCCACGCACGCGGUCAUCACGCAGAACAACAGCGCGGUUACGAUCUCUUGGAAGGGAGAUGGACCGGUCGAUAAUUCUGUAGUCCUACGUAUAGCCGAGCACGACAAGUACCACGUCAUCAAGGAGAUUCAAUUGAACAUCUUUAGAGAUGGAGAGAUGUUCAACCAAAGAAAACUCACCGCUUUUACGCCGGCGCAUUCCGACGAUGACUCCGCUCAGGGAAAAACGCGGGUCGUGAUGAUGAGAGACGGCACCUACGUUCAGUUUUCCAACGUCGAUUUUUUGAAGAAACCUGAAGAGUCGGAAAUAACGGAGGCCGCUGCCAGAUCUACGAGAAUGUGGCAUUUGGAGAUAGCGUCCAUUUGCUUGACCGUAGUCGUGCUGGUUUCCGUCACCGUUUAUGUAGUGACGGUCAAGGCGAAACAGCGACACCACAGUCGUAAAAAGGUGGGAGAAGUUCUUGACACCAGGUGUUGACGUCACAGGGUUAGGUUUGUAAUUCGACCAAAGACUUGCGAGAAGACCUGAAAAAUAGGUCGUAUCAGGGUUAGUUUUGAAACCAAAUUGUCAUCUGUGGUAGAUACCAUCUGCUGGUGCUGCGUUUGCGAUAUCGGUGCUGGUGGUUAAAAUUUAUGCGUGCAUGCGUGUAUAUACGAAAAUUUUAAUUGUACAUUUUUUGUUAUAUAAUAGAAAUAUAUUACUGC